This is a messenger RNA of Diachasmimorpha longicaudata, 3073 nucleotides long. Its product is annotated as dynein intermediate chain 3, ciliary-like. The coding region runs from base 203 to 3049 and encodes 948 amino acids. Gene Ontology annotation, molecular function: dynein heavy chain binding; dynein light chain binding. Lineage: Eukaryota; Metazoa; Arthropoda; Insecta; Hymenoptera; Braconidae. The transcript has 11 exons. Gene Ontology annotation, cellular component: outer dynein arm. The record is from RefSeq and is a predicted model, not a curated record. Gene Ontology annotation, biological process: cilium movement; outer dynein arm assembly.
AUUGUAUCAUACGCAGUUAAUUUUAAUGACGUUAAAUUGCGGCAAUUCGGGCGAGAUUAUAGACCUUCUCUACGUGAUGUGAAAAUUAAACAAAACUGAGAAAUAGAGUGAAAACGUAUAAAACGGAGAUAAACGAGAUUCUCAUUCUGUGGAGGGAAAUUCAAUACUAGCGGAGAAAUUCAAUACGCAGUAAAAUACAAAAAUGGAGAUUGAAUACGUCUACGUCAAGAGUCGAUCGCUGUUUGGAAAGCAAUGUAUUUUCGACGACUCCGGGGUUACGAUAGAGGAAAAUAUUGUAUCAGAUCCGAAGAUGAUGGGCAGAUACACACACAAACAUCCGUUUCAUACCGCCACUCAAAAUACAAGACAAUUCGCAGUUCAUGAGGUUCAGACGAUGAGUAAUCCUGUCAAAGACAGUGGCAUGCAUCACACAGAAGGCGGUUGGCCCAAGGACAUCAACAUGAAGGAUGAGGAAUCUGUUGCGAGAUUCCGAAGGCGAGUCGAGAAAAGCGACAAUUGGCCGCCCCGGAUGCGCAAUUUAAUGACAAUUGCGGAAAAAAAUGUACUUCAGAACAGUACCAUUAACAUUUAUCAGCAGUAUUUUGAUGAUAUGGUGCCAACGGAGUUGGUGUUGCCUCUGGGAUUAAGAACUGUAAACGUUUACGAGGAUCCUCAAGUUCUGGUGCGGCCGGUAGCCCAUCUAGCCUGGUCACCCGACAGUGGAAAAAGAUUGGCAGUGGCAUACGGUUGCCGAGAGUUUCAACGAGUUUCACCUAAACUAAAUCCCUACUCGUACAUUUGGAAUAUCGAGAAUCCAAACAAGCCAUUCAUGGCAUUGAAAGCUGUUCACCCUUCAGUAACGAUUGAAUUCAAUCCCCGUGAUCCCUCUAUGCUGAUCAGUGGACUGAUGUCGGGACAAGUUUGUAACUGGGACAUACGAAGCGGAAAUACGCCCAUUCAAAUUUCUCAUCCCCAGUACAGUCAUAGGAACCCAACAAACUGUGCUCUCUGGAUAAAUUCAAAAACAAAUACCGAAUUCUUCUCUGCAUCGACUGGUGGUAUAAUUCACUGGUGGGAUAUUCGUAAACUUCGACAGCCCACAGACUCUUUAAUUAUGGAUCUUGAGAAUCCACUUCGUGGUGAUGUCGUAAGAGCAAUUGGGGUUUCAGCGCUCCAGUUUGAGGUCACAAUGGGCACGAAAUUCAUGGUUGGAAUGGAGAAUGGAGUGGUUGUUAGUGGUACGAGAAAGGGGAAAAAUCCUGCUGAAAAAUUGGCUGUCAGAUUCAAUUGUCAUUACGGGCCAGUAGUGGCGAUUGACAGGAAUCCAUUCAGUACAAAAAAUUUUUUGACUAUUGGCGAUUGGACAGCUAGAGUAUGGGCGGAGGACACGAGGGAGGGUAAUCUAGUAUCAACAAAACACCACAAAACAUCACUGACUGGUGGAUGCUGGAGCACGUCUCGCUGCUCGGUGUUUUACGUGAUAAAUGAUGAGGGAGUGAUGGAGGUAUUUGAUAUUCUGGUCGGCCUGAACAAUCCAGUCACAACAAUUCGUCUUUGUGGGGACAGUUUAAAGGCGUUGGCACCACAUGAGAAUGGAAAACUGGUGGCUGUUGGUAGUGACAAGGGCAGUGUCUAUCUCGUCGAGUCGUCAGAAGCACUCACUACCAAUGCGAGAAAUGAUAAAUUACUCUUGACAUCAUACUUCGAGAGAUGCAGCAGAUAUGAGAAGUCAAUCGACAGCCGUUUGAAGGAAAUUAGACUUGCGCAGAGGGUUGAUUACGAUGACGAACCACUUCCAUCCCCAUCCGCCGUGAAAGCCAGGAGUAAUAAGGGUGGCCCCGGCCGUAAACCAGACAAAGAGAAAAAAACAGAUGAUAAAAGUAGUCGAGCCGAUGAAAAGGAGCGCAAGAAAGUGAAACAGAAAAAAACGAAAAGCGCCUGGGAACUAUUGGAGGAACCUGAGCUGGCUGAUGUCGAGCAACAAUACUUCGAGGCUGUACAACAGGAAAUGGAAAAAUACGCUGAGGCUUCAGAGGCACUUGGUGAAGGGUCAGAGGGUACGAUUUCAACAUUGACAGCAUCGAGAGAUGGCACAUCGACAAAGCGAAGAAAACACGAGGAAUCGAAGGAGCGAAACAGCACCGUAAGACGUUCACAAAUAGGACAGAGAAAAAAAAGCAAAAACUACUCAAUCGUAAAAGUGGUGGUGCCUCCUGUCAAGCCAGAUGUUGAUGUUGAAGAUCCUGGUACCGAGGACAUUCUACCACCUGACGUAAUCGAUGAAGAAGCGCCAGAUGACGAGGAGGAAAUGCAAACGACGAUAGAGAAUGCCAAUGAGAAGGUCCUAUCACCCCGAAAACCAUCACGAUUUGGGAAUAAACCCUGUGAAGAUGAGAUAUGUGAUCCCAUGAUCUGCUGCUUAGGAUCAACGGUCAAACCCGGGCCUGUCUAUUCUGAAACUACUGUCCGCACUGAAAACCACAAGAUGAAUGCUGCAAUCGUGGAGAUGCUUGCUGGUCUACCAAAAAACGUAUUACCAAGUCAGCUUGAGGAACUUUCCCGUUACACAACGGAUGAAAAGCACAAGAUUCUGGCAGUGAAGGAUGCACCCCCAUCAGUCUUAAGUGAUGCGCUGAAAGAAGCCAAGAAGGGAGUGAGGAAAGGGGGUGAGAUGGGAGCAUUGAGAAAAUUCGAACGCUCCACUUCGGGUAAAUUCACGGUGGUGGGGGAAAAGACGGAACUGACCGAAACAGUAAUCGCAUUGGAUGAGAAUAGGGGGACAUAUCUGAGAGGCAGAGAACUCCGGAAAAGUGUUUCUUCGUCGAGAAAAUCGGUGAAUAGAUUCACUCGGAAGAACAUCUCGAUGCGAAAUCCGUGUGACCCGAAUGCGAAGAGUUUUACGUCUAAGGAAAUUCGGAGUAUCAUUGGGGUUGACAUCGAAUUACCAGAGAGACCGAUAUCAUCUACGAAGUGGACUGGUGAAUCUUCAAGAGAGAAAAUACGAUAUCCCAGAUAUUCAGCUCUGAAUGUAAAAAAAUUAAACGAGUGAUAUUUUUAUUUAAUUAAUAGCAAU